Messenger RNA from Paramuricea clavata, 4589 nucleotides. The record is from the annotation of a GenBank genome assembly. NCBI's taxonomy places the organism in Eukaryota, Metazoa, Cnidaria, Anthozoa, Malacalcyonacea, Plexauridae.
GUCGUUCAGUGGAAUUAGUCGCACGCGUUUCGAUUAAUGUUUCAAAGGCUUUAAGCCAAAUUGGAAACUUUAGUGGGUCACCAUUAAAGACUUCUGGUUUUGGAAGGGGGAGACGACUUUGGGCAUGACUUUCUACUAACUUGUUUAGAGCAGUGAGGUGGGUUUGUAAGAUGUUCGGGUUCUCUAUGUCUGAAGUGGAAUGAUCUUCGUUCGUACUUCUCACAUUCGGUUGUCCUUGUUCGUACUGUGAGGAAUCAUUCGCUGUAGGUGGCGUAUAGUAACGAGCGUCAGGAUUCAACGUACUGACAGCUUGAUUCUCUACAGGUGUUGUAGGACUUGCCUCUUGGUUGGAGGUGAAGUUUCCAGGAUGCUCCAAUUCUGUUAAGGGUGAUGCGUCUGGUGACGACUGAGACUGGAGGAAGCGCUCGACGCGAUCGGGUGCAUUAUCACCACAAGGGGUCUCUUCAAUGGUUCUGAAUGAUUUUUCUUCACCCUCGAACCGUGUGCAGACGUCAAUUCGAGCUUCCGCUUCGGCGAGUUCCUCUCUAAUCUUGAAUCUUUCAUCAGUAAGAGUAAUUUGCUCUUUAACCUUCCGCUCUUCGUUUUGAAUCUCUUGUAGUUUGCCUUCAAUUUCUUGUAAGGCCAAUCGAUUUGCUUGAUCGAAUUUCUCCUUCUCACGAGCAAUACGCAUUUUGGCCUUGAGCACGGCUGCAUUCUCUUCCAGUUCUUGCCUCCUCUAUCUGUUCGAUGGAGGAACCGAGGAAUUAAAUCGUAUUAAAUCAAAACUGACAAGCCUUGAUCAGACAUAUUAUACUGUACAUUUGUAUGUAAAAUUCAAUUCGUUUCCAUUUCAUAUAUACUUUUCUGUUUUUUAGAUCUUACUCGUCGUUUUCAUAUAUUUACUGAGUUUUUCCAGCACGUUCUACAUAUUGCUAACAGACCAUGGUAGCUUCCGUAAUAUGUAUAUUUCCCUCGUUUCAACAUUUGUCACCAUGGCAUCUGGCCUUGAUGAUUAUCAUAAACACUUUGUCAAAUAUGGAUGGAAUACGGAGACUUAUGAAAUAAAGCUGGUGAUUCUUAUUUUGUUUAUACUUGUCAUGAUGAUUGUUGUAAACAAUGCUCUGAUUGGUCUAGCUGUUGGUGAUACCGAUGAAGUGAUGAAAUCUGCAAAAAUUGAUAAAUUUAAACAAAGGGUACGUAUAAUAAAACUGAUUAAGGGGGUCUUCCACCCUAAAAACAUUUUUUUCAAUUUAAAGGUUUUAUCAUCAUAUUUGAGUCAAAUAUGAUGGAAUAUCCUCAGCUGACGCAGGAUCAGUAACUUUUACAUUCGUCGUUGCCAUAGUAACUAAGAUAGGCCUCGCUAUAGGGUAAAAUAUAGGAUUUGCUCCAAAAAUGAUGUGAGCCAAACUAAUUUACCGAGGAUUUUAGAAACAGCUUUAAUGGACACUUAAUACAUCGAUCUAUGUCAUGAACCUAAAAAAAUAUACAAGUAAUAUAAUAAGGCCUUCAUAUUUUACUUUUUUAAAAUUAUAUGAAGAAAGGAGUUCUUAUAAGGCUACUCUUGCAAUGUAUAUUGCUGAUAUAUGAAGUUUUUUUGGUCCAUGACAUGGCUAUGUAACAAGCAAAUAAACUCUGAAAAUUUCGAACGAAUUGAUUCAGUAUGAACAGUAGGAGAGUUUUUAGUAUUUCGCAAAAUGCUCAUGUGAGAAAAGCGAUUUUAAAGUUUUUGCAUAUAUUAGAAUAACUUAGAUAGAACAAUAUAAUUGAAAAUGGAACAAUAGACUAAACCAAUCGCAUAUCUUUAUCGCUCCGGGUAAAAUCGUGGUUUUACCCUACGAAGGUGUAGAAUUUGCUGAAUUUCUCUGGUUCACGGUACAUUUUCGUUCUUAAUAUUACACGGAUUUUAUAAAGAACGCUAUAAAGACUACAUUUUUACGUUUUUUUAAAAAAUAACGAAUAUUGGAAAAUUUGGGUGGAAGACCACCUUAACUUAAUUAAAAAGAUUUGUUGGUCGAUAUUAUUUCAAAACUGGAAACUAUUGAAGCUGAUCGAUUUUAGCGAUAACCUGAAAUUUUCGACCUCUUGAUAUAGUAGCGGCCCUCCGCAAGUAUCCCCUAAAGCCUGUUACUUCCACAAGUUGACGGUGAUAUACAUGAUGAUUAAUUAACAAUUAUUCGCCGUAGGCGAGGUGAUUAUCGGGGAAUAUUCGCCGAGACGAAGUCGAGGUGAAUAUUUCCCGAUAUUCACCGAGCCUGGGGGCGAAUAAUAGUUUUAAUAUUUUUACACAAGCUUUUGUGUUUUUUGAUACUGAAUUUAUUUUAAUUUCGCUUAUUUCUUUGUCAGUAAAGUUCCACAAAACGGGUAGCCGCCAUUUUGAAAAUUUCUGUUUUGUUAUAUUCACCUGUAGGUGAAUAUAACAGCUUAUUACGUCAAAUUUGACCAAUCAACGUGUAGGAUUUCUAUGUUCACUUGUGCAAAAGUACUAAUUAAGUUUAUUUUCAUUUGUAGGCUGAAUUUAUUAUUCAUUUGGAGAAAAGUGUAAACAAAAUCUCUUGGCUGAGAGCAACAGAAGAUAAAAUCCUCAUCGUGUUUCCUCAACGAAAAAAGAAUCUUCAUAAAAAAGCCUUGGACUUGCUGUACUUCGGCAGCAAAAUGGAUGCAGUCGACGGUGGGAGUGAGAAAAAUGAGGAUGAACACGAAAUGGACAUUACGUUAGAAGAUCAUAUUGAAAAAGCAAUUGAAAUUAAAUUAGAAAAUCUUCGUUCAAGCUUACGAUAUGAUUUGAACGAAAUCCAGGAUCAAAAUAAAGAGGACCGUAAAGCCUUGGAAGGAAAGAUGGAAAUGAUAUUAGAAAAGUUGAAAGAAAUGAAGAACUAUACAAAAGAUUAAUUAUUAAACAUCUUCACAAAUCCAAGAUCGAUGAAAACGAAUUGAUAUCUUGAUAAAAACCUUUAAUUGCUCAUUUUUAAUCAUUCAAUAUAUUAUAUUAACGGGAAUUAGAGUUCUAACUGUAUUAUCGUUACAGCAGUCAUGUGACUAUUUGGUAGACCAACUCUCUCGGGGCAUGAGGCGGAAUUUUGGAAUCGGAAUUCUUUCACUUUUUGUCUGUAAAAUAUGGAUUUUUUGUUUACUGCUCAAUGCCAAUGGAAUGAGUUAAAAAUGUGACAUGGAAUACGGAAUUUUCAAUUUUAACACUCUUAUACAGGGUGUAUAAAAAAACUAAACAGAUUUGAAAUUGCUCUAAAUUUCGCAAAACAGCUAUUAGUAACCAGUUUUUUAUAUAUAUGGCUUCUUUGGGUACUUCUAAUGUAGAAUAAUGCAAAAAUUUCUCGAACACAAAUUUUGUAACAUGGGGGGUGUCUUUUCCGACAAACUAAAAAUGGCUUGCGCACGAGAUUUAAAAGCUAUAAUCGUAUUUUGAGUUAAUGGAUGAAAAAUGUGUUGGAUGUUUAAUUGCUGCACAAAAUUUCAGACAUUUUGCUUCAGUUUAAGCCCUUCAACUAUUCAGGCAAACUUACAUUUUUCCUAAAAAAUCAGCAAUUUGCAUGCUUAAGUAAUGCAUUUGCCAAUUUGCAUAUGCCAGCAAUAUGCAAAUGUCCAGCAAUAAUUAAGCAUGCGAAAGGCUGAUUUUUUAGGAAAAAUUGGAUAAUUAAAGGGCUUAAACUAAAGAAAAUUGUCUGAAAUGUUGUACAGUGGUUAAAAACCUUAAAAACCCAACAAAUUUUCCAUCGAUUAACUCAAAAUACGAUUAAAGCUUUUAAAUUUCGUGCGCAAGCCAUUUUUAAUUUGUUGGAAAAGACACACCCCCUGGUUCACAAAAUUUGAGUUCGAGAAUUUUUUUCAUUAUUCUACUUUAUACUUAAGUACCCAAAAAAGCUAUAUACAUAAAAAAACUAGGUACUAAUGGCUGUUUUGCGAAAUUAAGAGCAAUUUCAAAUUCUUUUUUUUUAUACACCCUGUAUACGUUUUCAUAUAUGUUUUUAUGUUUUUCCCAAAGUCAAUUUUGGGGUAUUUAAUUUUCUCAGAAUGUGUAAUUCUUGAGUUCGAAAAUUCUGCCUUAAUAUCGCCCGAAACUCUCAGGUAUAAGCGCUAUUAUAUGAUUAUCUCGUCUAGCCUCUGACUCGAUCAAGAAUAGCAGCAAGGGAUAGCCAUGCACAAAACGAUAUCAUAUAUGUUAAACAAAAUGCCUGUUGAGCAUAAUGUUGGUCAUAGGUCCGAUGUCACAUGUUAAUUAAGUUAAUAAAAAACAAAGGCAGGAUUCAGACACCUUAUUUAUUACUAGCGCUAGCCUGGAAUAUAUUUCUAGCCUUCGUAUUUAUAGCCUGGGAUAUAAUGUAGAUCAGACUUAAGCCAAAUUAACAGCUUAGAACAUUUGGGAGUGUUGGAAAAUAUACGCGUGACCACCACGCGUAUAUUUGUGACGUAUUUGUAAUAAUUAAUAUUUAUCACGUAUAUCACGUGACGCGGGACAAAAGAAUGUUUUGUAGUUUUUGAGAUUUUUGUAGUUGCAUGUUGAUUCCGGCGUUUUUGAGUAAAAAUAUAUUUCUGAGUUUUUGAAUACGUUUUAGUUUUUAUAUACGAAUGGGUAU